Phaedon cochleariae (mustard beetle) is the source of this 1804-nucleotide messenger RNA. NCBI's taxonomy places the organism in Eukaryota, Metazoa, Arthropoda, Insecta, Coleoptera, Chrysomelidae. The record is from the annotation of a GenBank genome assembly.
AGUAUUCUCAUGAUUUUUUGAUGCAUACUUCAGUCAAAGCGACAAUAAAAAGUUAUUUCAUUGGGAACUAACCGUUAGAAUCCGAACCGAGUCCGUCCUUGACACAACGCGUAUUCUAAUCUAAGAUUAUAUAAUUUAUUAUUCUCUACUCGAUAUGGCGGAAGAGACCCUGAAGUCAGGUCUUCUGACGAACUUGUUCUUCGAAAUAAUCCAGAGCCCCGUAUACAUCGCCCUAGUGUCCCUAGUAGUGUUCCUAGUUUACAAAAUAAUCAAGAGUCGAGGAAACGAUUUCGCUGUGCCUCCACCGGCACCUCAACUUCCGAAAUUGAAAAAAAGGGAUUUCACCUUGAAAGAACUGACACAAUAUGACGGUACUCAAGAAGAUGGUAGGGUACUGGUAGCUGUGAAUGGAACAGUGUAUGAUGUGACGAAAGGAAAACGGUUUUAUGGCCCAGGGGGCCCAUAUGAAGCUUUCGGAGGCAGAGAUGCAUCGAGGGGCUUGGCUACUGCCGAUGUAUCAGCCUCAGCUGAAGAGUAUGAUGAUCUGAGUGAUUUGAGUGCUAUGGACAUGGAUUCACUGAGAGAUUGGGAAUCACAGUUCCAAGAGAGAUAUGACGUCGUUGGAAGAUUGUUGAAACCUGGCGAGAAACCCACCAAUUAUUCUGAUGAAGAAGAUUCUUCAAGCUCUACAGCAAAAAAAUCCAAAGAUGCAUAAAGUUAGAUUUGGAAAUGAUUUCAUAUGAAAAGGCUGUUAUAAAAUUUAUAUUUACAAUAAUGAAGAUUUCUUCUAACACUCUGAUGAAAGCUCCAUCAUAGUUUCCCAGUUUGAAAUAUAUUGAUAAGUAUAUUUGCCUUUUCUCACAGAGAUAGUCAGAAGAUUGUUCACGAAAAACUGGUAAUUCUGACAAAAAAAAUCAAAGUCUCAAUUUUCUGACUUGUUUGUGAGAAUUCUGGUAUAUUAGUCGAAAUUCUGAGCUACUGCUUAUACACCCAGAUGUCCCAGAUGGAUGCUGCCUGUAUUGCUAUCUUGGUUAUUAUAAGAUCUACACAGUCGUUCGAAUGGGCAAUGUUUCUCAGAAUUCUAUUACCAUUUCAGAACUGCCAUCAGAUUUUAAUGAUCGUUUUUUGUUUUUGAAAUAAUCGCAAAAAAACAAAAUGGUGCAUUUUCGACAAUCCCCUGUAUCUUCGUUAUUUGAAAACAUACGGUAAUUUGGCGCAGACACUUCAUAGACACUUUUUCAAGUACUCUCGAAAAGAGGAUUGAAAAUCCUGAUUAAUGAAAUAAAAAUCCAAUAUGGCGUCCAUAAGGAAAAACGAAGCUAUUUCGAAAACGUAGGAAGAUAUUUUAUUGGUUUAAUUUUUAUUCAAACGUUCUUGAAAAAGUGCUCAUGAAAAUGUGUCUAAGCCAAAAUUAUGUUUUCAAAUAACGGAGAUACGGGGGUUUGUCUAAAACGCAUCAAUUUGGUUUUUCACAAUUAUUUCAAAAUCAGAAAACGAUCGAAAAAAUCUGAUGGAAGUUCUAAAAUGGUAAUAGAGUUCUGAGAAACUUUACCCUUUUAAACGACUUUUAGCUCUUAUAUUCUUAUAAUAACCGAGAUAGUAAUAUAUGCAGCACCAAUCUGGGACACAGUAUAUCAGAAUUCCGAGUUGUAUCUCAGUAUUCAGACAUGGAAAUCAUAAUUUUGAAAAUGCAAUUUAUUUUCUUGGCCAUUCAGCGUUAUUGUAAUUUACAUAGGUUUUAUAUUUUUAUAAUGUUAUGUUGGCGAAGCUGUUUUGCCUACCUACAAAAUAAAUGAUUAAUAAG